AUGACCUUUUGGAUUUGCAGGAGCUGCAGGCACAGCUUCCCAUCAGACUUACUGGAGCAGGCCUCCUUUACCGAUCAUGUUGGAAAGCGCUUUGGGGAAAUGCGAGAUGUGCUCUCUUCACUGCUUGACGGCAAGGCAAAUCUGCAGCAUUCUGUUCACGAGGCGCUCAUUACAUUGGAGGAUUUGUGUGCGGCUGUGCACGAAGAGGUGGGCAUGCUCACAGAAAAGUUAAAAAAGGCCAAAAUGGGGUACCCGUAUGAUGAAAAGAAUGGCAGCGACCAGCCUGCAGCAGUCACAGAAGGGAAAAAAAAUCUUACCAGGCAUGCCAAAAAAGCAACGGAUUCUUCGAAAGAACUACCGCCAGCAUUGGCUGCACGUGGACAAUUUAACAGUAACUCUCGGAGCAACGCAAACGCUGCCGCGCUUACUAGCAUGAUGGCCUCCAGUAGUAUACCCGAAUAUAAUAGGAGGAAAAUGUGUACCGCUUUUGAACUCGUCUCGGCGAGUGUGUAUAGCAUUUUAGAAAGUUUGGCAGUGCACACGCGUGUUGACGCAGCGUUCCUGUGGAUUCGGCCACGCGGAGCAAUCACAAACGAACUUGUGGCUCCCUUUGUCGUGGGGCGUGAUCUCUCCAAACUUGCUCAUUCUGCGCCGUAUCGUUUGACGGAGAACUCUAUCCCGUGCGUGGUCGCGGACACAGGUAUCGCCAUAAACAUUAAGCCGAUAAGUGGUGUCCGUGACCAGAGACCAAAUGGCAACAUUCCACUGGCAGAACUUAUUGAGAGAACGAAUGCAGCACAGCUUCUUACACCGGUUUACACGCGAUACUGGUCUAAAGACAGAUCAGUUAUAGGAGUCAUACACCUCAUCGGAUCCCCACGAUUUCCUUUUCCAUUCAAUCGUCGCAAUGAGGAGGUCGCCGCGGUUGCCUCAAACCUUCUCUCUGUCGUUCUUUCCUCACACUAUGACGCGAUGAUUUUAGAAUGGGCGAACCACUUCUACGACCCAAGCAUUCUUCAUAACACUAGUAGUUAUCGGGGUGACCUAGACUUGCAGGGUGAUACAAAGGGUGUGGACGACUUCGCGUCUCCAGCGAUGCUUAUUUACCGCGAGACGAAGGAGUCUAAUGACGAGGCUAAUUCGCGUGAUGCCAGUAAGGCACUUCGUCUGGCCAUGAUGAGACAGGCCAUGCCAUUGCAUCCGAUUGCACACGUGCGCGACUUGCAGUCUUAUGCCGCGAAGGCUGAGGAGAAUUGGGAACCGGAAGCCGAGACGAUGUCUAGACUGGAGAAUAUCCUUCAAACACAGAGCGAGGAAGGUUCGGUUCAGGGCGUGGUCAAGCCCAAGGGAAAGGGCUCCAACCUGUCCACCUCCGUUCGACGGAAUCGUGAUCGGAAUGAUGACUUGAGGAGCCAAGCCCAAACUUUAGGUAUGAUGCCAGACAAUUUUAGAGGACCGCGUGCUUCUUUAGCAGAAGGAAUUGAGUCACCUGGCAUGAAAAAUCAAGCCACUGAAGGUCAUGACGACGGUGGGAAUGGCAAACGCUUUUCUUUUUCCAUAAGCAAAAAUAGACCUGUGCUGAAACCGGAGGAGUUGACCGAAAUCGAGCUGGCAGCGCUUCAACGGUUAAAAUCUAUGGACGUUGACACCACACCUCUUACCGGCGCUUCGUUUUAG
Phytomonas sp. EM1 is the source of this 1677-nucleotide messenger RNA. The record is from the annotation of a GenBank genome assembly. Lineage: Eukaryota; Euglenozoa; Kinetoplastea; Trypanosomatida; Trypanosomatidae.